GGCCGAGCCCCGCUCCGCCAGCUCCGGGCCCGGGCCCUGCGCGCUCCCCUCGGCCGCUGCCGUGCGGGGCCUGCGCGGCCCCUUCCCCUCCCUUCCCCGCCCCGGUCGCUCCGGCCGCUGUGCCUCCCCGCCUGCCCGCCCGCCCGCCCAUGGAUUUCACAUAGCACCGGCCUCCUCCUCCUCCUCCUCUUCCUCCUCCGCCGCUCCAUGGCGGCUCCGGCUCCGCGGCCGCCCGGCCUUUGCUGCUGCCGCAAGGGCUCCGCCGCCGGCCCGGAGGCGCCGCCGGCUCCUCCCGAGCCUCCUCCCGAGCCUCCUCCGGACGUGGCUUCGGCCUCCAGCUCGCAGCUCUUCGGCCUCCGCCACCUGCACCUGGGGCUGGAGCUGCGGCCCGAGGCGCGGGCGCUGGCGGGCUGCCUGGUGCUGGAGCUCUGCGCCCUGCGCCCGCAGCCCAGCGCCCUGGUGCUGGACGUCCACCCGGCCCUGCGCGUCCUCUCGGCCGCCUACCGCCGGGCCCCGGCGGGGGAAGCGCCCUGCUCCUUCGCCUUCUCCCCCGCCGAGGCCUCCCCGGCCCCGCCGCCUCCUCCGCCGCCGCCUCCUCCGCCGCCUCCGCCGCCUCCCUGCCCUCCGCCGCCGCCUCCGUGCUCCGCCAACCCGCCGGCCACCGCCACCUUCCUCUCGGCUCCCUGCAUCGCCGCCCCCCCCGGGGACCCCCCCGGGGACCCCCCCGGCAGCCCCCCGCCCGCCGCCGAGCCCCCGCCGCCGCUGCCCGUCUUCGCCCAGCCGCCGUCCGCCGCCUGCCCGCUGGGCUUCAGGGUGGAUCCCUUCACCGACUACGGCUCGGCCCUCACGCUCUCGCUGCCCGCCGCCCUCCAGCCCCACCAGCCCUUCCAGGUCAUCGUCCGCUACACCACGGCCGACGGCCCCGCCAUCUGGUGGCUGGAUCCAGAACUGACGUAUGGCAAUGCCAAGCCAUUUGUCUUCACGCAGGGCCACUCGGUGUGUAACCGCUCUUUCUUCCCCUGCUUUGACACACCAGCAGUGAAAUGCACCUAUUCAGCUACCGUCAAGGCUCCAGCAGGCAUACAGGUGUUGAUGAGUGCCACUCAAAGUACCUACUUAGAAGACGAAGGUGUAUAUCAAUUUUACAUGGAAUACCCAGUUCCUGCCUACCUAGUGGCCCUGGUGGCAGGAGACCUUAUACAUGCAGACAUAGGUCCAAGGAGCAGAGUGUGGGCAGAGCCUUGCCUGCUGCCAACAGCCAUCAGCAAGCUUUCUGGCAUGGUGGAGCGCUGGUUGACUGCUGCAGAGAGUCUGUACGGGCCAUAUAUUUGGGGGAGAUAUGACAUUGUUUUUCUUCCUCCAUCCUUCCCUAUUGUUGCCAUGGAAAACCCAUGCCUGACUUUCAUCAUUUCUUCCAUUCUGGAGAGCGAUGAGUUUUUAAUCAUUGAUGUCAUUCACGAAGUUGCCCACAGCUGGUUUGGAAAUGCAGUCACCAACGCUACGUGGGAGGAGAUGUGGCUGAGCGAGGGGCUGGCCACAUACGCGCAGCGACGGAUCACCACCGAGACCUAUGGAGCUGCCUUCACAUGCUUGGAAACUGCGUUCCGCCUUGAUGCUCUCCACAGACAGAUGAAGCUCCUCGGAGAAGACAACCCGGUUAGCAAGCUUCAGGUUAAACUGGAGCCAGGUGUAAAUCCUAGUAAUUUAAUGAACCUCUUCACCUAUGAGAAAGGCUACUGCUUUGUUUACUACCUGUCCCAGCUCUGUGGAGACCCAAGACACUUUGACUCCUUCCUAAGAGCCUACAUUGAGAAGUACAAAUUUACCAGUGUUGUGGCUCAAGAUCUUCUGGAUUCCUUCCUGAAUUUUUUUCCGGAGCUGAAAGAGCAAUGUGUUGAGAACAAAGCAGGACUGGAGUUUGAACGUUGGCUCAAUGCUACAGGACCUCCGUUAGCUGAGCCGGACUUAUCUCAGGGAUCCAGUCUGACCAGACCAGUGGAGAUGCUCUUCAAACUCUGGACCACUGAGCCUCUGGACUCUGCUGCUGCCGCCAGCAGUGUCGACCUCACUAAAUGGAGAACGUUCCAAACCGUGCUUUUCUUGGACAGGUUGCUGGAUGGGUCGCCACUGCCACAUGAGGUGAUAAAAAAGCUUUCGGAGUGUUACUCCUCUCAGCUGGACUCCAUGAACGCAGAAAUCCGCAUCCGCUGGUUGCAGAUUGUAGUCCGAAAUGACUACUACCCAGACCUUUACAAAGUUCGUCGCUUCUUGGAAAACCAGAUGUCUCGGAUGUACACAAUUCCACUUUAUGAGGACCUUUGCACUGGCACACUCAAGUCUUUUGCCUUAGAAGUUUUUUACCAGACCCAAAACCAGCUGCACCCCAAUUUACGGAAAACCAUCCAACAGAUCUUAUCACAGGGCUUAAAUCCACUUCCUGCCAUAGACGCUACAGCAGGCACUACAGAAACACCAGCAAUGGUGCUUGAGGACAAAGUCUCAGAGGCCACAAACGGUGCCAUUUCACUCAGGGAUGUUAACGUGUCUGCUUAGAUCACCAGCUCGUGUCAGCCAUGAAGCUUGAAAAUGGGGACAGGAACAGAGGAAAGAUACCAAGUGUCGCCUCCUUUUCCUCAGCCCUGCAGCUGCAGUGUGUUGCUGUAACUGGAUUUCUCUCACAAAACACAAAGGAAAUGUGCCUUCAAGUAUCCAGCAUGUGACACUGCCAGGCUUCAGAGAUCUCCUUCAGCUGUGGGUUGGAUGUUUUGCUUAGGUUUAUACCAGGCAGGGACUCCUGGGCAGUUGCUUCUUCAGGGAAGGUGGAUAGUUCUCUUUCCUGAGGCUCUUCUGGAUGUUUUCUCCGAGGUUGUGGUUCUUGUUUUUUUUUUUUUUUUUCUUCUUUCUUUUCUGUUUUGUCUGAAGCCACUGAGGCAUGUCCUACUUGCUGUGUGUAUGUUGCUGGGGAGUGUAUGUGUGUCAAGCUGCCAUUAUCCUGACAUUUGGACUGAAGUUUUGCAAAGAAGACACUCAGGAAUUCUCAGUGGCAGCAGAUAUGUUUUCAUGUUAUGCUCCUUACUGUGACAGAGGUAUUGUGAUUUUGGAGGUAGGGGACUAAUGCUCAAAUGAUUAAGAAACUAAUUUUAAAUAGCUCCUGUUUCCCCCAUUUCCCUACUCCAAGUGGCUAGAUAAUAAUAAUGCUUUAUAUAUAUAUAUAAAAGGCCAGGGGAACCUUAUGAUGGAUUUGAAAUCCUUCCAUAGUUAACCCCACAGUUUUCCCUUUGCACUCAAUGGGACAAGCAAUAAAGAAAUGUGUAGGCUUGAAUUUUCAAAAAAAGUUAAAUGAGGUGCCCAAAUGCUAUCAAUUCUGGUACUAGCUGGAUGCCUAAAUCUUUUUUAACUGUUUUGACAAGUCUAGCUGCAACCUUUGUUAGUGUCUUAGCAUGUGUAGCACAUGCAUUCAUCAGAUAUGCCGUGUGUUUUCUAUUCUGUCCUUUUGGAAAAAAUUAACAGGACCUUUAAUUUAAUUUUUUAAAAGAUCCCUAGCAUAUGUUGGGGCUGGAAGUCAACCCUGGAGAUAUCCAUGCUCAAAUUUUACUGCCUUGCAUAACAUUUGCCUGAAUAACAGUUGCCCUGUCAUAUGAUAGUCUGAGGGAAGCACUCUUUUUUUGAUGUGAAAAUUUUAAGCCCCACUUUACUCGAGUCUGUUUUCUGACUCGUGGUGGUGGCAAGAUGCCAUUUCAUUCACACAACGUGCUGUUUCUCUUGAUCCCUGGCCAGGCCUGCAGGAUGGAGAGACAUUCUCAUCUAUGCCGUUUGGUCUCCACAAAGCGCUGAGGGUGAAGCAUUGCUGGCUAUUACACAGUACAGGUGAUGGUUCUUGGACUCCGUGCCCCUUUUUUUUAAGCACGGAUAACUGUGUGCCUCUUGGUGAGCUCCCAGUAAGCGCCUCUGAGCUGAUGUAUCAGCAGGAUAGAGGACUAGUUGGAAUAAAAGGUGAAACACUUGGAAGAGGCUCAGCUAACGGAGACGUGAGAGAGAAUCUGUUAAAAACUUUGGUGCAAAUUUUAGCACUGCUACGGGGAUCUGCAUAGCACAGGGAGAGGGGAAAUUUGGGAGAUUUCUUUUCACCAAAAGAAUCUGUUUACACCCAUGUGUGGAUGGGGACUUAGGUGCUGUUACUGGUUCUGCAUUUUCUGGCUUUAAAUUAAUUUGGACUUCACCAUAGCCUUAGCCUGGGCUGAACUGGGAUAAAGCAAUAAUAAACUCAGGCCUCCUUAGUGCUUCAUUAGUUUUCAAAAAUGGGCCCUCAGCAUUGCUGGGCUUCAGAACUCCAGGUUCUCCUCUUUGCUCCGUGAAUGGGAUUACCUUUUUCGUUCUGUUUUGUUUUCCCAGAAGGGAUGGAGAAUGAUGUUUUCUGUACAAAUCUCUUUCCUUUUCGUUUGUCGUUCUAUUGAAAGAGAUUUGUACAAGCUGACCUGCUUCCUGCGUUGCCGCUGUUGGUGCAGCGUCUCCUGGACCCCUCUGCCAGCAGCGGCAGCCUGGCCAAGACCAGUAACCACUAGCAUCUCUCGGAAUCCCAGGCCUCAGUUUUAACAUGUUUUAUUUUGUGGGAGAAUGUAUGUGACCCUGGUUGGAAUUUUUAAUUUACAUGGAUGCCUUAUGAUGAUUGUCAAAUUAAACUAAGCUUUGUGAC
Molecule: messenger RNA, 4693 nt
Organism: Cygnus olor (mute swan)
Lineage: Eukaryota; Metazoa; Chordata; Aves; Anseriformes; Anatidae
Gene: RNPEPL1
Product: arginyl aminopeptidase like 1
Exons: 11
Coding region: 208-2553 (781 amino acids)
Biological process (GO): proteolysis
Molecular function (GO): zinc ion binding; metalloaminopeptidase activity
Source: RefSeq, a predicted model, not a curated record